Molecule: messenger RNA, 1442 nt
Organism: Cyprinus carpio (common carp)
Lineage: Eukaryota; Metazoa; Chordata; Actinopteri; Cypriniformes; Cyprinidae
Product: zona pellucida sperm-binding protein 3-like
Exons: 8
Coding region: 27-1382 (451 amino acids)
Biological process (GO): positive regulation of acrosome reaction; egg coat formation; binding of sperm to zona pellucida
Cellular component (GO): extracellular matrix
Molecular function (GO): acrosin binding
Source: RefSeq, a predicted model, not a curated record
AUCAUUGAAACACAAGCUUAGCAACAAUGGGGUUCUGGCAAAUUGGAUUAGGAUUGGUGGUUUUUCUUACACUGGGCUACUCUGAAGCACUUUGGAGAAACAAAAGAAGUAGUAAUUACCUUUUUAUGCCUAGGGCGCUGUCAAAAUUUCAGAAGAUUGACUCCAGAAUGCCACCAAUUCCACAGAAAUAUGACCCUAGUAACCUUGUAUUUACACCAGAGAAGUUUCCUGUCCAGAAACCAGCCAGGAGUGAUUUUAAAAAGCCUUCUCAAGAUGUUUUGGGUGUUCAGUCAAAAGAGCUGCUGCUGGGUCCAGUGCAAAAACUGACAUGGAGAUUUCCAAGCCUACCAGAAGAACCAACGCAGCCAAGUGUUCCCUUUAAUUUGCGCCGUCCUGUCCCUGCCAAAAGUGUGGCAGCUCGGUGUGCUGAAAACUCUGUAUAUGUAGAGGUGAUGCAAGAUUUCUUUGGGAAUGGGAAGCCACUGAAAUCAUCUGCUUUUACACUGGGAGGCUGUACUGCAACUGGAGAAGACACUUCUGCUCAAGUGCUCCUCUUUGAGUCAGAACUGCAUGGAUGUGGUAGUAUACUAACUGUGACUGAAGAUGAGCUUGUCUAUACGUUCAAACUUGUGUACACCCCACAAGAGGUUUUAUUUGGUGUUCCUAUUGUUAGGAGCAAUAGUGCGGUGGUUGGUAUCGAGUGUCACUAUUCAAGAAAGCAUAAUGUGAGUAGCGAUGCCUUAAUGCCCAAUUGGAUCCCAUAUGCCGCUUCUAAAGCUGCAGAGGAGAUCUUUGUGUUCUCCCUCAGGCUCAUGACUGAUGACUGGCAAUUCGAGAGACCUUCUAACCAGUACUUCCUGGGUGAUAUCAUAAACAUUGAGGCAUCUGUACAGCCAUACAGGCACGUUCCCAUCCAUGUAUUUGUGGACAGCUGCAUUGCUACAACAGUUCCUGAUGCUGCGUCUAUCCCCAGAUACUCCUUUAUUGAGAACAAUGGGUGCCUGGUUGAUGCCAAGCUCACAGGCUCAAGGUCUCACUUUAUGCCCCGAACUCAAGGUGAUAAGCUGCGGUUUCAGCUGGAGACAUUCAGGUUCCAUCAAGCAGGCAGUGGACUGGUCUACAUCACAUGCAUAUUGAAAGUGUCUACAGCAACUCCUCCUACUCCAAUAAGUCCUGAACAGAAAGCUUGUUCUUUCUCUGCUAAUAAGUGGGUAUCCGCAGAUGGUUCUGACCAGGUGUGUGCCUGCUGUGACACCUUCUGUAGUACCAGAAAUGGACGUGAUCCGAUGAUUAAAGAUCUGUGGUGGGAUAAAGCAUCUGUUGGACCCAUUAAUGUCAAGGAAUAUGGCCAUGGACAAAAAAUGACUGGAAGUGCCAUGUGAUUUGUUUAAAAUAAAAAAUUAGUCUUAAUAGGAUUUUGAUCUCUUGUCUACAACUUUGUA